Molecule: messenger RNA, 970 nt
Organism: Lottia gigantea (owl limpet)
Lineage: Eukaryota; Metazoa; Mollusca; Gastropoda; Lottiidae
Exons: 4
Coding region: 269-949 (226 amino acids)
Biological process (GO): epithelial cilium movement involved in extracellular fluid movement; inner dynein arm assembly; determination of left/right symmetry
Cellular component (GO): outer dynein arm
Source: RefSeq, a predicted model, not a curated record
CUAAGUGAUUAUUCUGUGUUUCAACAUGAUUUUGUAUUGACUUUUCCUGUCUGGAACGAGUUCGUUAUAUAUAUUUAAACAAGUGAAAUCAUGUUAUUUAUUUAUGUACCAGUCAUGUUCAUUAAAAUUUCUUCUGCACUCUGCAGUAACAAGAAUUCAGAACUACUUGAAAAGUGAAUAACAGAGAUAAAUAUCCUAGAAACCUUUUUGAAGACAGUGGUGGACAUUUCACUGACAAAUUUAAAGAUUAAAAAUUUGAUUUGGGAAAAUGAGUUGCUAUGAUGAUGACAAUUUAGACUUUUCAAAAAUUGGUAAAGAACUGAACUCUGCAGUAGAAGCAGAUGAAAAAUAUAACAGAGAAAAUGACGCUAAGUUCCGAGCUGUUCAUCAAAAGGUGGCUUCUUACGAUGAAUUUCGAGAUAUAGUAUUAGCUUCACAUAUUAAACCAUUAGAAAAAGGAGAUAGAAUUAGUGAGUGUAAAAUGAAUCAACCGUGGAAUUCUGUGGCUUUAAACACAGAUAAAAGGGAGACAUCUACAACUACAAAUUCCACUAUUGAGGAAGGAAAACGACUUCCCAAAUCAGGAUUAGAGUUUGCACAACAAUGGAGAAGAUUCUAUAAAACUGAAGAUGAACAAUACCCGUAUCUAAUGGACAUUGGUAGUGAACAUUUGGCCAAAAUCUUUCACACAGAAAUAAGUUUUGGACUACUUGGUGAAAUUCUUAAGGCUCUGUGUUUAUUCAAGAAGGAAGAUGCAACCAAGGUCAUUGGUAUUUUAGAAACUUUGUCCAAGGUCAAUAGGUUCUCUUUAAGUAUGCAAUUUUUAAGUUCUGUAGAAAGAGACACAUGUGUCAAAUUAUUUAAGAAUUUACAAUCCUGUGUUAGUGAAGAUAGUGAUCAGUUGACAGUAUUGGUUCAUUUACAGAUAUUGUAUGGUGUUCAAAAUUGAUUAAAAAGUUGUAUUUUCUUC